Molecule: messenger RNA, 1243 nt
Organism: Aspergillus aculeatinus CBS 121060
Lineage: Eukaryota; Fungi; Ascomycota; Eurotiomycetes; Eurotiales; Aspergillaceae
Product: zinc-binding alcohol dehydrogenase family protein
Exons: 1
Coding region: 116-1243 (375 amino acids)
Molecular function (GO): oxidoreductase activity, acting on NAD(P)H
Source: RefSeq, a predicted model, not a curated record
AGUCAUUGCACGACACUCCCGCGGCAUAUCAAUCCAACCAAGCAUCACAAUCCUACACCAACACCCUCAACCUUCAACAAUCCCACAGUACCCAAAUCCACCCCCAACAAACACAAUGUCGCAACCCGGAUCCCAAACCGGAACCCAAACCGCCCUCCUCGCCACCGCAAUCGGCCAACCCCUCACCAAAGCCACGCGGCCCAUCCCCCACCCCAACGCCAACCAAGUCCAGAUCAAAGUCAGCGUGGCCGGGCUCAACCCCCACGACGCCAAAUCCCGGGACCACGGGCUCUUCAUCCAAGACGCCCUGCCGGCCGUGCUGGCGGCCGACGUCGUCGGCGUCGUGACGCAGCUCGGCCCCGGGGUCACCCGCUUCCAGCCGGGCGACCACGUCGUCGGCCAGGCCGCGCUGGUCCUCCCGCACGGCCACCCCGCCAACCUCCGCUUCUCCGAGUCCAACAACGACACCCAGGGGCUGCAGGAGUACGCCUUGCUGGACGAGCGGUACGCGGCCCCGGUGCCUGCGGGAUUCCCGGACGCGCAGCUGGCCACCGUCCCCACGAAUCUUGUGACGGCCGCCGUGGCGCUGUUCGAUGCGUCGGGGCUGGGGAUUCCGUCGCCUUGGUGGGACGAGGACUCGGCUGCGGCGGCGGGGAGCUUUGAUUAUGCAGGGACGUCACUGCUGAUUCUGGGUGGGGGGUCGAAUACGGGGAGGUUUGCGGUUCAGCUUGCGGCGCUGGCGCGGAUCGGGCGCAUUGUGGUGGUGGCGGGGGCUCGGAGUGCGGAGGAGGCCACGCGGUUGGGCGCGACGCAUGUUGUGGAUCGCACGGGGAAGUCGGGACUGGAGAUUGCGGCGGAGGUGCGUGCCAUCGUCGGCGAUGGGUUGCUCUAUGCGCUGGAUACGAUCAAUCCGCCUGAGAGUCAGUGGAUCGGGGUCGAGGCGUUGUCGAAUUCCAAGACUGGGAAACUGGCAAGGCUGAUUCCGAGGGGGGUGGUUGAUGAGUCCAAACUGUCGACGAAGAAGGGGGCGGGCUUUGAGACGGUUAAUGUUAUGGGGGUGUCGACGGCUAGACCGGCGACUGCGGGGCCCUUGUGGAAUAGGGUGGCCGGCUGGGUGGCGGAGGGGAAGAUCAAGCCUACCGCGUAUCAGGUGCUUCGGGGGCUGGAUGUGGAUGCGGUCAAUAAGGUGCUGGAUGGGUAUUCCAGCGGCGCGGAGACGGGGCAUUGGCAGGUGCAUCUGUAA